Messenger RNA from Camelina sativa (false flax), 997 nucleotides. Its product is annotated as E3 ubiquitin-protein ligase MPSR1. The record is from RefSeq and is a predicted model, not a curated record. Gene Ontology annotation, biological process: protein ubiquitination. Gene Ontology annotation, cellular component: cytoplasm. NCBI's taxonomy places the organism in Eukaryota, Viridiplantae, Streptophyta, Magnoliopsida, Brassicales, Brassicaceae. Gene Ontology annotation, molecular function: ubiquitin protein ligase activity.
UCAAUCAUUGUCUUCGACAUAAAUUAUUUUAGGUCCCAUUAGUACUUUUAAUACAUCUAGAGGGGAAAAAAAGUCACUACACGUUAACAAUUUCUAGAUCUUUCCACAACGUUUACUUGCAACUCUCUUAAAAUCUUGAGACGCUACUCAGAAAACCAAUCUUGUUUGCGAUGGCGACAGAACCAGAAGCUGAGGUUGGAACAGAGACAUCCUCUGUUUCCGGAAGGUUUAUGAGGAACAGAGAUUUAUAUCUCUUCUUGCCUUUUCUCUUAGGCUUUUCUGAUCGAGAAACAUCAAACGGCGAUGAUGAUGAUGAUAAUGAUGUUGCUUCGCCGCGUGAGAGAAUCAUUUUAGUCAACCCUUUUACGCAAGGAAUGAUCGUGCUCGAAGGCUCGUCAGGAUUGAAUCCUCUGCUUCGUGACUUACUGGAGUCACGUGAGGAAGGUCGUCCUCCAGCGUCCAAAGCUUCCAUCGAUGCGAUGCCAGUUGUAGAGAUGGACGGCUUUGAAGGAGAGUGUGUGAUAUGUUUGGAGGAGUGGAAGACCGAGGAGACGGUGAAGGAGAUGCCGUGUAAGCAUAGGUUUCAUGGUGGAUGUAUAAAGAAAUGGUUAGGCUUUCAUGGAUCGUGUCCUGUUUGUAGGUACGAGAUGCCUGUUGAUGGAGAUAAGGUUGGGAAGAAAAGAAACGACGGGGGAGAGAUUUGGGUUAGGUUUAGUUUCAACGGAAACAGUGAUCGUGAUGGUAACACUAUUGGAUCUAGUGGCACUGUUGAAUCCGAGAAUUAAGGUUACAGAAUAAGUUUUCUUUGUGCCUUUUUAUUGUUCUUUUUUUUUUUGUUUUGGGGAAAAGUUGAUGAUCGUUUUUUUUUCCCAUUCAAAGUAGGAGAUAUUUUUGGUUUAUUUUCUUAUAAUUUCUCCGUUAUGUUUGUUUUCUUGAGUUCAUGUAUUAAAAAGUUAAUGGAUUUGCAAGAAAUCAUUUGGUUUUCUGUUGCGAGGCA